AUGGGGACCUACACCUGCAAGAGCAAGAAGGCCUGGGGUGGAGAGGUGAAGUCAGUCCUGCCCAUAGCAAGCCAGGAGAUGUCAGGCAACCUGCCUGAGGAAAGGAAGGAGCCAGCAGGGGACACCUCUGGGAAAACGGGGGCCUCAGACAGGGAGAAAGAGUAUCUGCUUGAAGGUUUGCCCAGUGAGGAGAAAAGCGAGGAAGAGAAAGUGAAGGAAGAGGACAGCUCAUUCAAGCUCUGUGUCCCAGGCAUUGUUGCCCUCCACCCGCCACUGUACAAGACUUUCAGAUCCACAGACACAGUGCGUUUCCUGGAGUCGGAGUUGAAGAAGCUUCUGGGAAUGCAGCAAGAGUCUCGCCUCUGGAAGCUAGGCAGCCAAGAGGGCUGAGAGCCUACCCGGCCAGAGAUCACCCUGGUGGAGGGGAGAGGUUAUGGGGUACAGAGAAGACUGAGGCAUCUUUCUUCACCCAUUUCUGUCCCCCAGUGCCUGCUUCUUGAGGAGGAUGGGAUGGGAAACUGGCCUCCUUAG
This is a messenger RNA of Chlorocebus sabaeus (green monkey), 531 nucleotides long. NCBI's taxonomy places the organism in Eukaryota, Metazoa, Chordata, Mammalia, Primates, Cercopithecidae. The record is from RefSeq and is a predicted model, not a curated record.